AGAAAAUUGCUUUAAAUAAACGAUAACGAUAGAUAACUAAACAAGUUUAAUACAUACGCGAACAAGUGUCUUAUUAACAAAUAGUUUGAUAAACGAAUUAAUAAGGAAACCCAAUAAUUAAGCGGCAGCAACCACAUAUAACAUCAGAUCCAAACAACAUCAACAAUUUAGUACCUACAGGCCUGACAACGUUAGAUCAUUAUAUACAUACAUAUAGAUAUAUAGCAAUAUACAAAACAAAUAUAUAUACAUAUAUAUCGAUUGGCAAGCCCCCUCACACCGCCCCUCGCCCCGUCUCACAAACACCCACACACACUGUGAUAGUUCUUGAUUCACACUGAAUGCGAAAAGCGCUGAAAAUUCAUUCACGAAAGCAUCUGCGGACUAGCUAAAACACAAGCCACAAAACAAAAGUAAAGACCAAGUGCAAUAAGACGAUUGGCUAAUACAAUUGGAACCGAAGGGCAGCUACAUAAAGUAUAUAUAUAUAUAUCUAUAUAUUAAGUACUGUAUACAACGUUUUACACAUUUACAAGCAAGAAAGAAAACUAAGAUCUAAGCGAAAACCGAAUUCAUUCAACUGCAAAGAGCAGCCAAAUUGCGCAUACGCCGCGUAUGGCCGUCGGUGUGAGUGCCCGUGUUCAUCAGCGGUUGCAUCAACGGAUACCAAGUGUACAUAACUACAGUUACAACUACAGCUGCAACUAUUUCACCAAUCAACAGCAAAAGCAACAACAUCAGCAGCAGCACCGGCAAACGUUUGAAACGUCACCAAAGCUUCGCAUUUCCCACUAAUAAUUAUGUAUACGCAACGUAUGUUUGACAUGUGGAGCAGCGUCACUUCGAAACUGGAAGCACACGCAAACAACCUCGGUCAAAGCAACGUCCAAUCGCCGGCGGGACAAAACAACUCCAGCGGUUCCAUUAAAGCUCAAAUUGAGAUAAUUCCAUGCAAAGUCUGCGGCGACAAGUCAUCCGGCGUGCAUUACGGAGUGAUCACCUGCGAGGGCUGCAAGGGAUUCUUUCGAAGAUCGCAGAGCUCCGUGGUCAACUACCAGUGUCCGCGCAACAAGCAAUGUGUGGUGGACCGUGUUAACCGCAACCGAUGUCAAUACUGUAGACUGCAAAAGUGCCUAAAACUGGGAAUGAGCCGUGAUGCUGUAAAGUUCGGCAGGAUGUCCAAGAAGCAGCGCGAGAAGGUCGAGGACGAGGUGCGCUUCCAUCGCGCCCAGAUGCGGGCACAAAGCGACGCGGCACCGGAUAGCUCCGUAUACGACACACAGACGCCCUCGAGCAGCGACCAGCUGCAUCACAACAAUUACAACAGCUACAGCGGCGGCUACUCCAACAACGAGGUGGGCUACGGCAGUCCCUACGGAUACUCGGCCUCCGUGACGCCCCAGCAGACCAUGCAGUACGACAUCUCGGCGGACUACGUGGACAGCACCACCUACGAGCCGCGCAGUACAAUAAUCGAUCCCGAAUUUAUUAGUCACGCGGAUGGCGAUAUCAACGAUGUGCUGAUCAAGACGCUGGCGGAGGCGCAUGCCAACACAAAUACCAAACUGGAAGCUGUGCACGACAUGUUCCGAAAGCAGCCGGAUGUGUCGCGCAUUCUCUACUACAAGAAUCUGGGCCAAGAGGAACUCUGGCUGGACUGCGCCGAGAAGCUUACACAAAUGAUACAGAACAUAAUCGAAUUUGCUAAGCUCAUACCGGGAUUCAUGCGCCUGAGUCAGGACGAUCAGAUAUUAUUGCUGAAGACGGGCUCCUUUGAGCUGGCGAUUGUUCGCAUGUCCAGACUGCUUGAUCUCUCACAGAACGCGGUUCUCUACGGCGACGUGAUGCUGCCCCAGGAGGCGUUCUACACAUCCGACUCGGAGGAGAUGCGUCUGGUGUCGCGCAUCUUCCAAACGGCCAAGUCGAUAGCCGAACUCAAACUGACUGAAACCGAACUGGCGCUGUAUCAGAGCUUAGUGCUGCUCUGGCCAGAACGCAAUGGAGUGCGUGGUAAUACGGAAAUACAGAGGCUUUUCAAUCUGAGCAUGAAUGCGAUCCGGCAGGAGCUGGAAACGAAUCAUGCGCCGCUCAAGGGCGAUGUCACCGUGCUGGACACACUGCUGAACAAUAUACCCAAUUUCCGCGAUAUUUCCAUCUUGCACAUGGAAUCGCUGAGCAAGUUCAAGCUGCAGCACCCGAAUGUCGUUUUUCCGGCGCUGUACAAGGAGCUGUUCUCGAUAGAUUCGCAGCAGGACCUGACAUAACAAGAGCAGCAGCCGUUCCUGGAGACGACCGCGGACGACGUUGCCGAGGAUGCGGCUGCCACCGGAUGUGUCCUGCCGCCGGUGGCGCCCCCUGCCGGGCAGCAGCCAGCGCUGCUCGAGGACUGAGGGCCGCAGGAUGUGGCAACAAUAAUUAUUUGAGUAAACACUGCACUGCGCAUGCAGCAGAUACAAGAACUUUAUCAUGAUUUAAGCUAGCAUACAACCAAGGAUGUGAUCCUCGCCAAGGACUCACUUAAAAAGAACUCUAUCUAUAUACAUAUAUAUAUUAUAUAUGACAGAGCGGAUGACGCAAAGGGAAGGGAAAAUAUUUCAAAAAUAUUGUUAACUCAGUUAAGACUUUUGCUUCGUAGAGAACCGAAACCGAAACCGAUUGCAUUUCGAGCAAGGGGCAUCAAACUGAUUUUCGAGGUUAUACUAUACAUAUACACAAACACACACACACAUAUAUAUAUGUAACUUCCAAACUUUCAUAUCCUGGCCCGAGCAGAUCAGAUCGACUAAGUACUUAAAACCAAGCGAAAUUCUCUACACCGCACAGCCCAGGACCCGUUGACCCCAAUAAUUCAGUUCGGUUAGUGUUAACCCCAGAAAGCCCGAUUCCGAUCCCGCCUAGGUUGUCUUUGCCUUACGUUGUAACUAAAGUAUGUGUAU
Molecule: messenger RNA, 2936 nt
Organism: Drosophila mauritiana
Lineage: Eukaryota; Metazoa; Arthropoda; Insecta; Diptera; Drosophilidae
Gene: Hr3
Product: probable nuclear hormone receptor HR3
Exons: 9
Coding region: 801-2264 (487 amino acids)
Biological process (GO): regulation of transcription by RNA polymerase II
Cellular component (GO): nucleus
Molecular function (GO): zinc ion binding; RNA polymerase II cis-regulatory region sequence-specific DNA binding; nuclear receptor activity
Source: RefSeq, a predicted model, not a curated record